AUGUCCCCAACCCACAGUAAAGUCCGUAUAACGGAGAUUACUGAACCUCCACCUUAUUCAAAGAGACUGUUCCUGGAGUGGCAUAACAUACCUGCUGUUGACUUGGAGGAUGGCAUGGAUCACACAGAGAAAGAAUCAGGUAAUGAUUCUACACCCACUAGUCAUAUGGAGAAGGAUUUGGGUAAUGAUGCUACUUUCACUGAUCAUAUGGAGAAGGAUUUGGGUAAUGAUGCUACUCUCACUAAUCAUAUGGAAAAUGAUUUGGGUAAUGAUGCUACUCUCACUGAUCAUAUGGAGAAUGACUUGGUUAAUGAUGCUAAUGACUUUGACUUUGAAAUGAAUAUCGACAAAGAUGUGGAAUGGGUUGGAGGGUCGUCUAACACUGUGGUUGAUGAAGGCACACAUGAUGAAGCUUUAGAGGUGAUUAACACUGACUUUUUAGCAUCUGAUUCAUCAUCAAAUGAGGGGAUUAAUGGUCAAAGAAAGAAGUCAAUAAGAGCAAUUCAAAGGGCACAUGAGAAUGAUGAAGCACUUGUUAGUGAACCCUUCUAUAUUUUUCAAAAAUUUGGUUCAGCAAAGGAGUUUAAGGAUAAGGUAAAACUCCAUGCCAUAAAGACUAGAAGGGAGUUAGCCCUUGAAAAAAAUGACAAGAAUAGAGUGAGAUGGGUUUGUAAGGGAACAAUACCAAAGCUUGGGCCUAAUGUAGAAGUCAACGAUGAAGAAGAAAUAUGUCCUUGGGUCUUAUUAGCUAGUAAAUGGAAAAAAUAUGUCAACUGGACAGUUAAAACGUACAACAAAGUUCAUAAAUGUCUUCAAACUAGAACAGUAAAAGCAUCUGGAAAGAGGGAUUUUCUUGGCUUUGAUGGUGCUUUCAUGAAGGGUCCAUUUCCAGGACAAAUUCUUUCAGCCGUGGCGGUGGUUGAAACAGAGAACAUCAGUUCAUGGACUUGGUUUUUGAGUUGUCUUGGGGAGGAUCUUGGCUUGAAUACUAAUUCUAAUUUCACUUUUAUAACAGAUAGAAAAAAGGGUAUUCUAAAUGCAAUUGCAACCUUGUUUCCUUGUGCUGAAAAUUGUUACUGUGUUCGUCACAUUCGGGAUAACAUGAGGAAGCAAUGGAGGGGUAAACCUUUCGAAGACCUCUUAUGGACAUGUGCAACUGCAACACAUGUACAACAGUUUAACAAAGCCAUGGAAGAGCUAAAGAAAUUAAACAAGGAUUGUUAUGAGUGGCUUAAGAAGAUACCACCUCAACACUGGUCUAGGUUCCAUUUCGCUGGUAGACCAAAGAAGAAACGCAAAAAAGCAGCUUAUGAAAUUGAUGACAUGGUGAAGGGUAAUAGUGCAUCAAGAAUCCUUCAGUCGGUUACUUGUUCAAAGUACAACAACAUUGGUCAUAAUGCAAGGAGUUGUAAGGGACAAAAAGCUAGUGCUCCCAGUGUUCCUAGUGGUUCUGGUGGUCCUGGUGGUUCUGGUAAGGGAAAAGGAAAAGUUGGUUGA
Messenger RNA from Lactuca saligna, 1497 nucleotides. Lineage: Eukaryota; Viridiplantae; Streptophyta; Magnoliopsida; Asterales; Asteraceae. The record is from the annotation of a GenBank genome assembly.